AUGGCCCGGCCCCCGCCGGUCACAUUCGGUUGCAUCAGCCUGCUCUGCCUGUUGCUCCCGGGCACACUGUCCCGCGGCCUGGGCGGGAGCCAAUGGCCUGCCCCACCCAGGGAGCCCCCAGCCUGGGCCCCUUCCGGUGGCCUGAAGCCGGGACACCCUGCCGUUCAGCCUGUGGUCUGGAAGCUACACCAGGCCCUCCAGCCACAGAGGAGCGCCAACCGAGCCCCUGCCACGGGUCGCCCUCUCCGGGGUGGCCCCCACCGACACCCGGGCCCCCGCAGGUCCCGAGCCCAGCUCCUGAGGGUGGGCUGUGGGCUGGGCACCUGCCAGGUGCACAACCUCGGCCACCGCCUAUGGCAGCUGGUUGGGUCAGCCGGCCCACGGGACUCAGCCCCCGUGGACCCCAGCAGCCCCCACAGCUACGGCUGAGAUGGAGCAGGACAGACCUCUGUCUGUCCCGGCCAGGAUGCCACCCCCCAACCCAGUCCCAGAGCCGCAUCUGGGCCCCCCUGCCCCCACCCAGCCCCGCGGACUUCCUACAAACACCAAUAACCAGAACAGUGUGCAGGCCCCCAAGGCAACUCCCGCCCCACCCCACACCCACCUGGUCCUGUAGCAAGCAACCUUGACCGGCUUUGGACAAGGAAGGCCGUGCACAUGUGUCGACCCCAGCAGGUCUGCAGGCAGAGUCUGGACUCAUGAAAGGGGCUUCAGAGGGGAGGGGAAGCCCAAGGAUGUGGGGCAGGAUACCCAGGGCCACGCUGGGUCAGCACAAGGUGGGCCAGUGUGGCCCCUUCCCCGCUGGUCUGGAGUCAUCAGAUUAGGCCCUGGCUUUGGGCACGCGCACUUGGCCUGUCCCAGGUGCCCAGCCUUUCCGUUCCCUGUGCCCUGGAGACUGGGAGGGCAGCAGGAAGGAGGACCCCCUGUGGUCCCCAUCCCCAGAGCCUGAGUGAGAGAGGACAGGCCAUGUCAAAGUGGAGCCCCCCCCCCCCCCCCCGCACCCCCUCCCCCCCAGCUGGAUAGCAGGGAGCCUGGGAAAAGGCCUAGAGAUUCAGGAACCACACUGGGGCCGAGCAGACGCCCCUUCCCAUCCCUCUGGGCGGGGUGGGGCUGGGUGGGGCAAGAUCUCCAGCCCAGAUAGGCCCAGUCAGAACCAUUCCACCUCAGGUGGGGUGGGGUAGUCCAACAAGGGUGGGGGCGCCACAGGCUAUACAAUCUCCCCGGCCCCACCCUGCCCUGCUCUGGGAUUUACUGGGGCAAACUGGUGGACAGCAGGAGGCUGGAGCCGGCUCGCCUAGAGUUGGGGAAGGUGGAUUGUCCUUCAAGGCUUAGAACAGGUCUUCAGCCAGUUCCCGGUGUAGGUCCACCCCGGGUAGGGCCUUUCCGUGCUGUGAUACCUGAGCCUUUGCGAGUCCCUCAUUACUGACACCCCCAUGCCAUCGGGACAUGACCCAAGGUUCAGAAAGGAAGUUUCCAUUACUUGGCAUACACUCAUGAUGGCAUUUACUCUGUCAACAUUUGCCCUCGUCCCCUUCUCAGCCACCCUGUGAGGGGAGUGCUAUCACUAUCCCGUCUCUAGAAGCAGAAACUGCGGCCACAGAGGUCGGGGAAGUGCCCACUGUCACCGCAGUGCCCUCCCACUGAACCCCUCAGAUGCCCUGCCCCCCCCAUUCCCAUCCCUGAGGGUGGGAGCGUUACCAGGACACCAUUAGGCCCUGUGGAGACAGUUCAGGCUGGUCCCUGCCCUGAAUUGCGGGUGGGAAGCAGAUCAGGGCAGGCUGCCUGGAGGAAGCCUAGGUCUGAGGAUUGCAAGGCUCCCAGGAGAGCCGAGGGUGGAGUCCACAGGAGGCACGAGUAUGGCCGGGGAAGCCCCCCCACCCCUACUCCCAAAGCAGCUGAGAGAGGCUGGAACCAGCGUGAGUGGGGGUGGAGGAGGCCAGUGGGCCAGGCCUCAGAGCCAUAUGCCUGUGGCCCCUGAAGGGUGUCAUCAGAGCAGGCAGGGGUCGCAGGGCCAGGAAGACUGGGGAGAGAAGAGAAGGGGUCUAGGAGGGUCAAAUUGGGAGAGUUAGGAGCUCCACUUGGCCGAGACUGCCCCGCCCCCGGCUGCCCCAGGCUUCCCAUACUGGGCCUGUGUGUUGUCUGGUCCUCUGUACAAGCUGUUCCUCUGCCAAGGACACCCCCACAUUGCCCCUUCCUCACUGGUCAGAGCUGCCAGACCCCCAGAAUUCCAUGCCCUUGUUGAGGAACUGCGCCAGUUUGGGGUUCAUUUUCCUCGAAGCAGGAUGGACUGUUGACCUCAAGGCAUCCCUGUGCCGGGCCAUGUGGUCGCAGCAUUGCACCUGGCAUCCACCUGGCCCCUGAGCUCCAGGCCAUGUCUGGGCCACCUACAUGAUGCUCCCUGAUGCCAAGCUCACCCGACUCCCGCCAGCCUUCUCCUCUGUCUCCCUCACGCAAAUCCUGUCGGCUGGUCAUUUGCUCCUUUUUCUAGUCCAAGCCGCCACCUGCUUUUGGGGUGAUGGCUCCAGCCACCUCCCUGGACCCUCCCUCCAUUCCUUCAGCAAAUGCUUGCUGAGCAUGUGAGAGAAGCAUUAGUGAAUACCCCCUCCCAACUGACACCAUAGUGGAAGGAGACGGUGAAACGGACACUUUGCCAUUUCAAAUGGGGGGCCCCAGCACUCUCCCCGUCUAUUCUCAGCACUGGCAGGAGGAGGCCAUCAUCGUAAGAGCAGCACACCCCACCCAAACGUCUUGUCUCUGAAGCUGAGUGGGUGCUGAGACCCACACGCCCGAGGGGGGGGUGUAGACUGACACCUUGACACCUUCGUCCCCUGUCCUCUCUCUCUCUGCCCCCAGAUGACCCGACCAUACUCAGCAUCCCCCCCCCCCACCUCCCAUCUUCCUCAAGUGCACCGGCCUUUCCAGUAUGAGACAAUGAUUGGUUUUGCGGUGUCUGCCUCCUACUUGGAGAACCUGUCAGCUCCUGGGCAGGCAUAUUGAUCAGUUGGGUCCUGGCUAUGUCUGCCUGACCUGGUCCAUGCCUGAUGAGUGCUAGCUGAAUUCAUCUCUACCCUGACUCCGGAUGGAGCCCCUCGCCUCAAAAGCCAGACGAAGAUCACCACCACCCCCGUCUUGACCAACCUUUAGCCAGGCUGCUCCACUGGGCCUCACCCAGUAUUAACAAGUGUCCCCUGCCCCUGAGAUCUGAUCACCUGGCCUGCCUUUAGCAAGGAUCCCCCAACCUCUGUGUCUCCCCUUAGCAAUCUUCUGUCCAUUGGCCCCUACUCUGCUUAUUGGCAGUCAACCCCCUGCUGUCUUUGUUGGAUUCUGUCUCCUCUAUUGCAAUAGUCACGAAUAAAGUCUUUCACUCUCA
Molecule: messenger RNA, 3370 nt
Organism: Lynx canadensis (Canada lynx)
Lineage: Eukaryota; Metazoa; Chordata; Mammalia; Carnivora; Felidae
Gene: ADM2
Product: adrenomedullin 2
Exons: 2
Coding region: 1-429 (142 amino acids)
Biological process (GO): adenylate cyclase-activating G protein-coupled receptor signaling pathway; regulation of systemic arterial blood pressure; positive regulation of heart rate
Source: RefSeq, a predicted model, not a curated record